GCGGACGCGUCCGUCUGGUGCUUCGGCAGCCCUGAGGAGCCGGGGCCGGGCGCGCUGGAGGAGAAGGCGGCGGCCGAGGCGGAGGCGCACGGCCGGCAGUCCUCUGGAGCCGGGCGGAGGCGGAGGGGACCAUGUCCGAGGGGCGCUCCCAACUCUCCACUACCGAACGCGUCAUCAAAGCUGUUCCCUUUCCUCCAACCCAACGGCUUACUUUGAAGGAAGUAUUUGAGAAUGGGAAACCUAAAAUUGAUGUCUUGAAAAAUCAUUUGGUAAAGGAGGGCCGACUAGAAGAGGAAGUGGCCUUAAAAAUAAUCAAGGAUGGGGCUGCCAUCCUGAGACAAGAGAAGACCAUGAUAGAAGUAGAGGCUCCAAUCACAGUGUGUGGUGACAUUCAUGGACAAUUCUUUGACCUGAUGAAGUUAUUUGAGGUUGGAGGAUCACCUAGUAACACACGCUACCUCUUUCUGGGUGACUAUGUGGACAGAGGCUAUUUCAGUAUAGAGUGUGUGCUGUAUUUAUGGAGUUUAAAGAUUAAUCAUCCCAAAACAUUGUUUCUGCUUCGAGGAAAUCAUGAAUGCCGGCAUCUUACAGACUAUUUCACCUUCAAACAAGAAUGUCGCAUCAAAUAUUCUGAACAGGUGUAUGAUGCGUGUAUGGAUACAUUUGACUGUCUUCCUCUUGCUGCCCUCUUAAACCAGCAGUUUCUCUGUGUACAUGGAGGAAUGUCACCUGAAAUUACUUGUUUAGAUGACAUUAGGAGAUUAGACAGGUUUAUUGAACCUCCUGCCUUCGGGCCAGUGUGUGACCUGCUUUGGUCUGAUCCCUCCGAGGAUUAUGGCAAUGAAAAGACCCUGGAGCACUACACCCACAACACUGUCCGAGGGUGCUCUUAUUUUUACAGUUACCCUGCAGUUUGUGAAUUUUUGCAGAACAAUAAUUUAUUAUCAAUUAUCAGAGCCCAUGAAGCCCAAGAUGCCGGGUAUCGAAUGUACAGGAAGAGCCAAACAACAGGCUUUCCAUCACUUAUUACAAUUUUCUCUGCCCCUAAUUACCUAGAUGUCUAUAACAAUAAAGCUGCUGUGUUGAAAUAUGAAAAUAAUGUCAUGAACAUCAGGCAGUUUAACUGUUCUCCACACCCCUACUGGCUUCCAAACUUUAUGGAUGUUUUCACAUGGUCUUUACCUUUUGUUGGGGAAAAAGUCACAGAGAUGCUGGUUAACAUUCUCAACAUAUGCUCUGAUGAUGAACUGAUUGAUGAUGAUGAAGCAGAAGGAGGCACUACAGUUCGUAAGGAGAUCAUCAAGAAUAAGAUCAGAGCCAUUGGGAAGAUGGCACGGGUCUUUUCAGUUCUUCGGGAGGAGAGUGAGAGUGUGCUGACUCUCAAGGGCCUGACGCCUACAGGUACACUCCCUCUGGGCGUCCUCUCAGGAGGGAAGCAGACUAUUGAGACUGCCACAGUAGAAGCGGUAGAGGCCCGGGAAGCCAUCAGAGGAUUUUCGCUUCAGCACAAGAUCCGGAGUUUUGAAGAAGCCCGAGGUCUGGACCGAAUUAAUGAGCGAAUGCCACCCCGAAAAGAUGGUGUACGCUCUGAUGGGCCAGUGAAAUCUGUAAGCCCAGCACACCCAAAGUCUCAGCACAGGAGCAACCACGGGAAGAAAGCCCAGUAAUGAUUCAGAGUCCUGCUGUGGCACAGGUGGAUCCAAAACUUAAGAACAAAUUUUAUUUAUUUAUUUUUGGAAAAUGAAACAAAAACAACUCAAACAACUUAAACCUGGAGGUGCAUUUAUAAUUCAGUCUGCAUUUAUUCUGUAAGAAAGGUGACCAUUUUAUAAAUUCUUUUAAUUUAUGUUCAAUAUAUAUAAAAAGUACAUCUGUUUUGUUUUUCCCUUUUUUCUCCCUAAUUUUUAAGAACUAAUCUGAUUGUUGUCAAUAUAUUAUGUGAAGUCUUGUGCUAUAAAGGGGACCGUCCCCUAAUAAAAGGGCCUUGGAAACCUCAA
Molecule: messenger RNA, 1997 nt
Organism: Propithecus coquereli (Coquerel's sifaka)
Lineage: Eukaryota; Metazoa; Chordata; Mammalia; Primates; Indriidae
Gene: PPP3CC
Product: protein phosphatase 3, catalytic subunit, gamma isozyme
Exons: 14
Coding region: 132-1667 (511 amino acids)
Biological process (GO): calcineurin-mediated signaling
Cellular component (GO): cytoplasm; calcineurin complex
Molecular function (GO): calmodulin-dependent protein phosphatase activity; calmodulin binding
Source: RefSeq, a predicted model, not a curated record